Molecule: messenger RNA, 781 nt
Organism: Cyanistes caeruleus (blue tit)
Lineage: Eukaryota; Metazoa; Chordata; Aves; Passeriformes; Paridae
Product: guanylin-like
Cellular component (GO): extracellular region
Molecular function (GO): guanylate cyclase activator activity
Source: RefSeq, a predicted model, not a curated record
UGAAAGCUCAGGAGAAGAGGGAAAGUCUGAGAAACACAAAAAAGGCAGAGAAAGCCUGACAGCAGAGGAAAUAAAAUCUGCCCAGGUCAGGAGAGACUUGGCUUUGCAGGCACUAUGAAAAGCUUUCUUUCCUGGCCAGUCCUGGCAGUCCUUGUCCUGGUGCACAUCUCCCAGGCUGUCUAUGUUCAGGAUGGAGACUUGAAAUUCCCCCUGGAGUCCGUGAAGAAGCUGAAGGAGCUCAUGGAUGGGAGCAGGCACAUCAACCCUCGCAUGAGGGUUCCCAUGGCCAGCUAUUCCCCAUGCCAAGAAAAACACCUCCCUGAGGAAUUCCAGCCUGUGUGCAAGAGGGAAGAUGCACCGAUGGUUUUUAGGAGGCUGAGCCUGGCUGCCGAGGACGACCUGUGUGAGAUCUGUGCCAACGCUGCCUGCGCCGGCUGCUUCUGAGAAGGUGGAAAAACCCACGCAAGACGUGUCCAACUGGGAAGUUUGUGCAUUCCUGUGGCAAGAUCACGUAUUGUCACCAAUCAAUAUUCCUGGACUUCAUCUCCCACUCAGCCAAACUGGAGCUGCCAGCUCGUGGGGACGUCCCUGCAGUCUUGCAGCACCUGGAUCAGGUGCCACUACCAGAGCAGUUCUGCCAUCAAGGAGGCUGUGACUCCUCUGAGAGGUGCAGGUGCUGCAGAAGUUGUGUGACACUGGAAUGGAAAUGCCCUGUUUCAUUUCCCACUGUUUUGCCUGUAUUUGAACACGCUGAAUGAAACUCAGCAUCCCUUGCAGCCUU